This is a messenger RNA of Podarcis lilfordi (Lilford's wall lizard), 6024 nucleotides long. Lineage: Eukaryota; Metazoa; Chordata; Lepidosauria; Squamata; Lacertidae. The record is from the annotation of a GenBank genome assembly.
CUGGAGAUCUUAAGAGCAAUUCCUUUCCAUUGCAAAGAGCGUGCUGCUGGUGGUGCUUGUUUAUUUCCCUGAAAAACAGCCAGCCCCCGAAAACUCCUCGGCCAAAAGAGACAAAAACAAGCCCCCACCCGCCCAACAAACUGGGGCGCGCUCUUUCUCUUUCGAUGGAAAGGGAAAGCCGCCUCCUCCCCCGCGCUGGGCGCCUUUCAGCCAUUGUCCUCCACGUUCCACGGUGACGCUUGCCUGGGGAUGCUCCGCGCAGCUGGAACGUGAGAGUGGCCGGGCGGGGAAAGAAGCGGGCUGCUGAUUCUGGAGAAGGGUUAUUAGGCUGAGCAAGCGCCACCGGGGCGACGCUUUGCUGCCUCCGCCGCCAUCGAGGGCGGACUCAGCUGGGGAGCUCCAGGGCAGCCAGCAGCACUAGGGGAGAGGCAGGCCGCCUGGUUCCCUGGGCGCGAUGGCGCCGCCCUGCCUGGGCUACUCCGCAGGGGCGCAGGGGAGCGCGUUUCCCGGGAGUGCCUCCCCUGGUGACGCCCGGCAGGCAGCGAGAGAGGCUGGCCGCCCAGGCUUCUGGAAGAGCCAGAGACCCAGGUAAAGAGAGCACCGAGAGGGUGGAGGGGGGGUCCUCACUUUGGGGAGGGGGAGGGGUGUGUGUGUGUGUGAUGUCGUCGGAGUAUGACAAAAUCUGCGUCUCUUGACAGUCCUGGGGAGCUUUGCUCCUCUGUGUUUGUGUGUUUGCGUGUUGCUGGGCUUCCUGCUCGGACGCUGCCUCGCCCCUGUGGGCUACUGAGCUGCCAGGAGGCCUGGCCUGCUCGUUGGCUGCCUGGGGGCUGGGAGAGAGAGCCCUCUGUGGGGUAUUCUUCCCUCCUGGCUGGUGGAGAGGGAGUGCUUUCUGGAAGGCAUCCGCGCCUGUUUGGUUUCCCCAAAUCUGAGUCCCACCGUGACGCUUCUAUCUUGGCUGAUCGUGCCGAGACUUGCCUUCCCAUCGUAGUGGGGUCAUCAUCCACCCUCCCCUCCUACCCCCUUGGGAUAGGGUCUGGGGCUGCCGCAUGGCAACGUCCCCGCUUUGGGGGAUUCUCACCGCUGCGAUAUAAAGUGUGCGGGAAUACAGUAUGUGUGUGCUUAGGCGGAGCAGCGGCCCUGCGCAACAGUUGCUUGGAAGAAAAGCCUCCAUUCCAAUGAAACUUGAGAGGUUUAAAGAGUGGGGGCGUUCCUUGCAGAUGCUGUGAACCUGCUUGCAACAGGACAACGUAGUGAGGUAGGUUGCUGUUACUCCUGUUCCUUCAGCUGGAGGAACAGAGAGAGAGAGAGAGAGAGAGAGAGAGAGAUUGCGGGGAGGGAUCAUAGCUCAGGACUAGAGUACAUGAAUUGCAUGCACAAUGUCCCUUGUUCAGUCCUAGAUGUCUCCAGUUAUCAGGAUCAGAUAGCAAGUGAUGGAGAAGACCUCUGCCUUAGGUUCUGGACAAAUAUACUAGCUAGUAUUAGGCAACUUCCUAGGUUUCUAGAGAGUGCUGUCCAACAUGCUAUUGGCUAUUGUUAUUGGGACUACUAAAUUAGGGCUGUGCUCCUACUCUUGUUUAUGGUGUGCACUUACUGUGUUUGCAGUGCUGAGUUUUUAAUCUGUUUUCAGGCAACAUUCUCCAAAAUGCAUAUAUGUACUUUGUUGCAAGAUGCUACUGUUUGAUGCUUGUUGUUCUUCAAACUCCUUAAGCCACCAGUUCCUUAUUCUCUGUAGCCAAGGUGUGAACACUGUUACAUACGGGGAAAGACAUCCACACCCACUUCCACACUUCCUGGGUGUGUACACAAACAGAAAUGAAUUUGCUGAUGUGAGCAGAAGAAGGGUGGGGAAGUGUGAAGCACACCAAAGCAGCAGCAACUUGACUGCACCCUAGGAUUUGAGUUCUGGUCUUACAGAUCCAAGUCCGAAAUCUUCUGUCUCUGUUGGGCUUGCUUAAUGGCAGACAUAGAUCUUCCCAAUGGGCAGCUGCUAGAGCUUGGGGAGGAAGUCGGCCGGGGGGGGGGAAUAUCGGGGGCAGAGCAGCACUGGAAAUUGUCUUUUUAUGAUCAGCACAUGGGUUCCAAACUAACUCCAAGCUCCAGGAGAUACUUGAGCAGGUUGGACUCCUCCUACCCCUUUGAAGGUUGUGUGGUCAACAGAUGAAAUGCUUUCAGAAUGUGGAUGUUGCGAUGGCAAACAUCACCUGCUGAAUUUCCUUCUGUCCUGCGGCUGUUAAAGGCACAGGGGCCCUGUCACAGAAACAGCUGGCGCACCUGCACCCUGCUCCCUGUCCUGUUCCAUUUUAGCAUUCUUGCUUUCUAAAACCCUGUUUCUUCUUAUCACCUGGCAAAAGUGCUUCAGAUUCUUUCAAUGCUAGUGUUUUCAAAAAGCCUUGGCUGUCCUCCGUGCUGUUUGAGGAAACAACACAGAGGAGGAGACAAAAAUGAACUUGGUGAGGGGCUUUUGCAGAUUUAAACUUGAACUAUGUGGUGUUUGGUUAUUCAGUAAUCCCUAGCCUUGUUAAUAGUGAAAUUUUUAUUUUACUUUUAUUUAUUUGAUUUAUAUAGUACCCUUCAUUUGAAGAUCACAGUACACCAAUAAUACAUGCUUUAGUACAAUUUUAUUAAAGAGAUGUUAAUUCUGCCGCUAAAACAACUGCAGAAGUAAUAAAUGAAUUAAUUGAAAAACAUUCUGAUAACUUUACCUUCAGAAUUUUCUCACUGGAAAGGAACCAAAAGAUGAUUCACCCUGAAGGCUUGAAAAUCUGCGACUUCUUUGCUUGGAUUUUUGGCUGGUAGAAUCAGGACUGAAGGGAAAACCCCAGAUGCCUAAACUUCCUGAAGUAGAAAUAUUUUCCCCAACCCGAGCAACAGUUUGAUUCUGUCAUCUUGGCAAACAGCGUAGCCAAUAUCUCCUGUGCAAAAAGUAUUUUGAUCAGUCUAUUUUUGUUGUUGUUGUUGUUUUAAAAAUGAGGUGUUUGUGUUAUUCACAUAUUGAUAAAAGUGCUGUGGGUGCCAGCACAGCACAAAAUGGCUGUCAUGGGGAGCAAAGAGAGAGAGAGAGAGAGGUGCUGCUCCUCUGUACUAGUGAAAACUGUCAUAAAAAGACCUGGUUCCGAUACUCUUGAGACAACCCAAUCCUGUGUGCACUUAUUCAAAAGCAAGCCCCACUGAAUUCAGCAGUGUUUACCCACAAAUUAUGCGUAACACCAUGGCUUAUGGCAGGUCUGCAGGAUGCUGAGAAUAUUGGCUGGGCUGAAUGGAAUGUUUCCAUGAACGUCUCGUCUAGACCUUGAGGAAACUGAUAGCCUAGGUGUGGGGAACCCGUAGCCCUUCAGAUAUUUUAGACUCCAACUCCCAUCAGCUCUGGCCAGUGUGGCCAAUGGUCAGGGAUGAUGGGAGUUGUAGUCCAGCAUCAUCUGGAGAGACCCAGUUCCCUGACCCCUGUGAUAAUGGAUUAGUCUGCAAUCCUAACCCUACUUGUCUGGGAGCAACCUCACUGAAUUCAACAGGACUUACUUCUGAAUGGACAUGGUUAGGAUUGCACUGUUAUUCCAGUAGUCCCAGAAUUCCUUGUAAUUAGUUAAAAUGAAUGUCAACAAGAUGAGGUGCGACUGCUUGCAAUUCAUUUUUAUUUUUUUUAGUGAUUUUACAUCCCAUGCUGCUGAGAAUCCUGGGGCAUAUUCCCAACUUAAGUACUUACAGCACAGGAAAUUUGUGAUCCUUGGUAUACAUGCAUGGAUGUACUGCAGAGGGAAGGUGAAAUAAUAGUUAAAAUUCCACGGUCUUCCUUUCUGGCCAUGCAGGUGAUAACUCUCGUACAGCAGGCUUGUGCUGGUGUUGCUUUGACAGGGUUGGUGGGUCAAACCUACAAGGGGGCUGUCCUGCCUGCCUGUUGGCAGCUGUGAUUAUACCAGGAGGCAGCAUGCUGGGCUUGUCUGUAUUCAUUUGCAUCGGUCCUUCUGAGUAAUGCAGCUGGAUUGCUGAGCCUGUUGCUUCUUGAGAGCCAGUGUGGGCGUGUGCAGAAAACAGGAGAAAUGGAAACGACAAACCCCUGGGAUUCGCAGCCAACAACAUCCCCCACCACAGCAGAAAAUGAAAAUAGCUGUGUGCUGAGGCUAGCUUAAUGGGGAAGGGCGAUCCUGAAGGUUUUGCACCAGCUGCAGGGCGUUCUGUUGCUUGGGGACUGAAGAGCAUUAAUGAGGAGGGCCGAUUGAUCUCCACUCGCAUAGGCAAUUAUAACCUUAUUUCGCCUUACAGCUGCAGGCGGAUCAGCUAAUAGGAGGGCUGCCUGUGGAAAGUGUGAGGUUGACUUGGCUCUGCUGCUUCCUUGAAAUGUGGAGGGUUUGGGAGGGGGCGUUGUUGAAUUCAGCAAAGGUUGUGGAAUCUCUUGUUAUGCUGAAGUUUCUGCCUUCUCUCUUCUCUCUCUCUCCAGACCUGCUCCCCAAGGGGCUAUGUAAACACACAGAACUCCUCCUUGGUUUCCAGCCGAGCGAGCAAUAUGCCCGAACAAAGCAAUGAUUACCGAGUGGUCGUGUUUGGAGCUGCAGGUGUUGGCAAGAGUUCUCUGGUUCUCCGCUUUGUGAGGGGAACCUUCCGGGAGACGUACAUUCCCACCGUCGAGGACACCUACCGCCAGGUGAUCAGCUGCGACAAGAGCAUCUGCACCCUUCAGAUCACAGAUACCACCGGGAGCCACCAGUUCCCUGCCAUGCAGAGACUGUCCAUCUCCAAAGGCCAUGCCUUCAUGUUGGUCUACUCCGUGACCAGCCGGCAGUCCAUCGAAGAGCUUCAGCCCAUCUACGAGCAGAUCUGCCAGAUCAAAGGAGACAUCCAGAAGGUCCCGAUCAUGUUGGUGGGGAACAAGAGCGAUGACUCGCAGAGGGAAGUGCAGGCCAGUGAAGGGGAGGUCCUCGCCACCAAGUGGAAGUGCUCCUUCAUGGAGACGUCGGCCAAAAUGAACUACAACGUGCAGGAGCUUUUCCAGGAGCUCUUGAAUUUGGAGAAGAGGAGAAGCGUCAGCCUCCAGGUGGACGGUAAGAAAUCCAAGCAGCAGCGCAAGAAGGAUAAACUGAAAGGCAAAUGCUCAGUCAUGUGAGAUGCCUGGGUUCUGCGCCGCCUUUGCGGUUGAAACAGGACUUCUUCUUGCAUUGAAAACUGUCUUGCCUGUCCUGGGGUGUGCCUGGAGUAGCGAUUUCCCGAGGAGCUGACCCAGUAUGUUUUUGCUUUAUAGUCUAAAUUUCGUUUAGGCUGUUUGAAUAUUCCCUUGAUGGAAGUUGGGGUUUGCAUGUUUGUUCUGCACUAGCAGGCUUUUCCAAAACAGCCGCCGUCGCUCUCCAUGCCCUCCUGUCCCUGCAGCAACCAGUAUUAGCCAUUUAUGUGACAGGACAAGCUGCUAGGGUCACGUGCGUUGAGGAAAAGCAACAGAGGGUACUCUUGUCCUGCAUUUUGCCACUGCUUCUGAAACCAUCUCCAAGUUAUCAUAGCCUCUCCCCUCCUGCCCUUAUGCAAAUGCUCAAGGAACCAAGCAAUUCUCAGUAGGGCUCCGGUCAGUAAGCCAGAAACAAACAAAAACAGUACUGUGUCUGAUGUUUUGUAUAUACUUCAAGGGGAUCUCUUCAGAUGGAUGCAUCACCAGGGUAAAAUCAAAUGCUGAUUGCGGUAAAUGAUGACUUUUGAUCAUUUACCGUAGAAUCUGCACACUUGUAGGGAAGGAGGAGCUGCAUUCCUCACCAAAAAAGUGCUUGUUGUUUCCUAUUACAUGUUAAAACUUCAUUUGUGGUGUUUGUAUAUUGGCAAGGAUUUUAUGUGAACGAUUAAAGUGAUUUGAGUACCUAGUGUGCAUCUGUUGACUUCUUAACCAUAAGCAGAUCCAAGGUUGUCUUCCCCUAAAAGAUAGAAUCUGUGGUCAAAAAUACUCACUGUGCUUUUCAAAUUGAGGAUGGCCAAGAGGUGAACUUUGGUGUACUUUGGGCAGGGAUGGGGAAAGUGUGUUCCUCUAGGCAUGGACUCCAACUCUCAACAGCC